AUGCAGUUCAAGUCGCUCGCUUACGUGCUGCUCGGCCAGUCGGCUCUGGUCGCCGCGCAGUCAGCCACCACCACGGCCCCAUCGGCGGUCGCGACGUGCGAGCCGCACGAGGACCACUGGCACUGCCCGUCGGGUGUGGUCCAGCCGUCGCUCAACCCGGACGGCUCCGUCAACACCAAGGCAACCCCGAGCGCGUCGCAGGGCGCGAGCGCGUCGCAGAGCAGCAGCAGCCAUGAUGAUCACGACCACGACCACGAUCACGACACCACGGCGACUGGCACAGCCAGCGGCAGCGCCUCGGCCUCGGCCACCACCACCGUCGCCACCGGCCCCAACGGCUGCACGCCGCACGGCGACCACUGGCACUGCCCGUCGGGCGUCGCCAAGCCCACCACCCCUCCUCCCGGAUACACGCCGCCCGCCUCGUCCAGCGGUGCUACCACCAGCCGUGCCUCAGCCAGUGCGACCCCUUCGGCCACCCCCGUCGCUGGUGCUGCCGGCCGUGUUGGACCCCUCGGCCUUUCCGUCGUUGUCGGCGGCGGCCUCUUGCUCGGCGCUCUUUUCCUGUAA
Molecule: messenger RNA, 570 nt
Organism: Cordyceps militaris CM01
Lineage: Eukaryota; Fungi; Ascomycota; Sordariomycetes; Hypocreales; Cordycipitaceae
Exons: 1
Coding region: 1-570 (189 amino acids)
Source: RefSeq, a predicted model, not a curated record